Pocillopora verrucosa is the source of this 3820-nucleotide messenger RNA. RefSeq lists its product as uncharacterized. The record is from RefSeq and is a predicted model, not a curated record. Gene Ontology annotation, cellular component: plasma membrane. Gene Ontology annotation, molecular function: transmembrane signaling receptor activity. NCBI's taxonomy places the organism in Eukaryota, Metazoa, Cnidaria, Anthozoa, Scleractinia, Pocilloporidae. Gene Ontology annotation, biological process: inflammatory response; toll-like receptor signaling pathway; innate immune response.
GCCUACUCGAUUAACACAAGUAUUUAGCCUGCAGAUGGAAUGGAGGGCGCGAAACAUCAGAACCCCAACAAAUAUCUCAAACUUUGUUUGUUAAAUCGCUUGUGGCUUUGUUAUUUGUUCUUUCAACAAAUUCGAGGUGUGUCAUCUGCAAGAUGUAAGUCCUCGUGUCUCUUAUCUCAGGGUAAUUGGCAGGACUCCGUAUCAACGAAGGUAGACCCAGGCCUCAAUACAACUCUCAAUGGCUCGGCCAUUUCAAGAACACAACUAAUAGAAGCGGUGAAAGUUGUCUGUACCUCUCCCACGCCUGACAUUAUUCUUAAAGACAAGGAGAAGAAAAUAAAGUGCUGUUUUUCGGGACAGCCUACCCCUCAGCUGGUCCACUGGUACAGGAAUGGGGAAAAAGUCGUCAACGGAUCCAAAGGAAUUUAUGAGUAUCAGAGGAGUAGAGGAAAAUAUAUCGAAAGUACUCUUCUCCUCCCGCCUGGCCGAGGGGAACUGGAGGGAUUUUACGAAUGCAGUGCUACCAACCAGGAAUCUGACUGGUCGAGUGAUGCUUCUGAAAGAUUACAGGUUAAAUUUAAAUGUCCUACUCAAAUUCUACAUCACCCAAUCAUUUCCGCAUCGAAAUUUAAAUUUUCUACUAUUAAGCUAACUUGCCUAUAUGAGCAGAAUGAGGAUUGUCCCCAUCACAUAUUAUGGUAUCGAGAAGGAAAAGAAAAAAAGCUUUUGGAAAAAAGCGCAAAGUACCGAAUACAAGAAAAACAAGUUAAAAAUAAAUGUGAAGAAGUCUCCGUUUUGUCCAUUCUGAACGUUACUGAAAAUGACGAAGGAAAUUACAGCUGUAUUUGGACUUGCGAAUAUCACUCCAACUUAACAGCUUUCAUAGAUUUAAAACUCCCCCCUCCAGAUCCACCAAUACUGAACACGACCAUUGCAAAUAAAUCAACUAAAUUCACAGCAAAGCCGUCGUCUCACUUCCCUUCUGGAGGUACAAAGAACUGGCUUCUACCAGUCAUCAUUAUUUCAGCAGCAACUCUCACUGUGAUCAUCAUGUCGUUGGUGCGACUUUUAGUCAAGAAAAAGAGUUCGUCAACUUUUAAAUUGGGAAAAUAUGGCUUAAAGGAAGCAGCCACCCUAAAUCGACUGUUUAUCAGCUUCAGUUCAAAAGAUUUGGCGUGGACUAAUGAGAACCUCAUUUCAAUUUUUGAGAAGCACUCGAUAGCUUACAGCAUUCAUAGCCGGGACUUUGAGCUUGGAAAGCCGAUAGUCCAAAACAUGGCGGACAAUGUGUAUGGCAGCCGUCAGGUUUUGAUCGUUUUAUCCCAGAAUUACCUUGCCAGUAAUUUCUGCCGGGAGGAACUGCACAUGGCUGUCCAGAGGGGUAUAGACUCGGGAGAUUCGUCGCUAAUUCUUGUGAUGAUUAACAACUUGAAGAAAAAGCAACUACCGGCUGCUCUGAGAAAUAAAAAAAUGUUGGACUUUGACAAACAUAAGAAGAAACAAGAUUGGGAGGAGAAAAUACUGAGCGAAAUAGUCGACGGCCAAGGUCAAGCUGCCGACUCGUACACUUCUAGGUUCUAAAGAGUACUGGAUGAUUAUUCAAGACUGGAUCGAGCUAGCUGGUUCAUAGAAUACAAAUUUUUUGGUUGGCUUGACUUUUUAAAAAAUGUUUCCUUCAUGUCAAGGGAAGUCGCACUACCGACAUGAGAAAGAGGCAAUUUGGCCUUACAUCACAUAGGGGUUUCAAAUUGCGUGACAAGUCAUUUAGGACGAGUUAAGUGAAGGUGUCUGGUGGGUUCCUUGGCAGGGACUAGACACGUAUGUCAGGCCAGGGCAAUUGCAUUGGAGCUUAUGUAUUCUAAAUUUCACUCCAAAUGAUUUGAGUACUUCAUAAUGAUAGACAUUAUUUUGAGUAUUGCACUUCUACUCUUAGAUUCAACUUGCUGCAUUGCUUGGCUAUAACUGACGAGCUAUUAGCCAAUGAGUAUGCUGACAUUUGUGCAUGUAUAUUAUUAGAGAACGAAAUCACACGAUUUCGGGUGCUAUUCGGAGGAGUAAAAUAUUUUCAUAAAGGCCAAAAAAAUUGCCUGAGAUGGAAGGAAAGUCGAGUGCAGUUUGUCACGGUGUUUGAAAAAUUCAGGAAUACUGUUUGUUCUCCAUUUUGCAAGAACUGGUAAUCUCUUGUCAAAAACCUAUCGUUUACUGUACAGAUAAACCCGUGGUUAUUUUAUAAAAGCAAUAGACUGGGCUAUCCAUCGGUUUAUUGGUGUAAUAACCAGCGCAGGAUUUUGGUUGGAAUCAAGAAAGAAGGUGUUUAUCUCUUGUCUUAUGAUCGAAUGCUUACAGGUGACAAUGUAUAGAAAAGAUUGCGCCAGUUUCCAGCAGUUGUACUGAUAUUCGGUAACAGUAGGGGGAAAAUGAAGAAAAAAUCUGAAAGCGUCGCAGUAAUUUGCACGCCCAAACGAGCCAAUAUACGAGAGAUGUUCUCUAAGUUUUCAAACCGAAAUUUUUCUGCUGAGGUCUGGCUAAUAGAUAAUAUAAUCAUGAUGUAAUCCUAUUAUAAUUUUAGGCUUCCAGAACCUUCUAACACAGAAUUGUGACAGUUUCUUUGAGGAAGCGAUUUUACGUAGAUACUAGAACUUUUUGUUGUCAUUUUAAGAACUGCAGAGAACUUGCUAAUAGAUAAUGUAAUUUAUAAUGUAAUUUUAUCAAAAAGAGUUAUUUCAAAGGCUUCCACAACCUUCUAGAAUUGUGGAAGUUUCUUCUAGAAAGCUUUACUCACGCACUGUAUGAUAUGAUAUUGACGUAAUCUCAUUAAGAGAAUUAUCUCUCAGGCUUCUAGAACCUUCUAGAGUUCUAGUAAGUACUUUUAUGAACACAAGGAUAUUUUAGGCAUAGAUAUGCAGCCUUGCAAAGAUUUUUACUCGGAGAGUACCUUUUUUCCGCUCAGAUAUAUGACAAUUAAUGUUCAAGUUACAAAUAUGCCAGGACUGAUUAUCUGAAAUUGGUGCGCGUUUUGGUUUUUUUCGCGGUUGACGCCUGGAAUCGCUUGCGAAGGUAUGUUGCACAAAUGCUGUCUACACCUUGAAGACAAAUGUAUAAAACGGUUUAAUUAAACGAUUUUUCCUGAAAGUGCACGUCAUUCUGGUGGAAUGUUCGGGGGCUUUAGUGUAUACAUAUACAUAUCUUGUUCUGUCUGUUUUAACAUGGGGUCAAGGGAUAUCUCACUUGAAGACAAAUGUAUAAAAAAGUUUAAACGAUUUUCCCUGAAAGUGCACGUCAUUCUGGUGGAAUGUUCGGGGGCUUUAGUGUAUACAUAUGCAUAUCUUGUUCUGUCUGUUUUAACAUGGGGUCAAGGGAUAUCUCACUUGAAGACAAAUGUAUAAAACGGUUUAAACGAUUUUCCCUGAAAGUGCACGUCAUUCUGGUGGAAUGUUCGGGGGCUUUAGUGUAUACAUAUGCAUAUCUUGUUCUGUCUGUUUUAACAUGGGGUCAAGGGAUAUCUCACGAAACGUCCAUAAGGCUUUUUUGUUUUCGUAUUAUUAGUUUUAUCUUCUUUUCAUCUAUAUCUAGAUUAACCCCUGAAUUGUAAGUGAUAUCUGAAUAGAAAAACAAAGAACAAUUAGACAAUAAGUAGAUUGUAAAGAGUAGGAGUCGCUAUCUUGUAAUCAUAACCUUAAUAAAACCAUAUAAUUGAAUGCUGUAAACAAUACAUUUGGUUAAAUAGGAUUUUAUUUUAGGGUAUUAAUUUUCCGUUAGUUAAAUAUAAUCUUAAGAACGGGAGUGUGUUUUGGCUCCUGAAAUUUACUUUUCACUUAAA